Molecule: messenger RNA, 1712 nt
Organism: Chenopodium quinoa (quinoa)
Lineage: Eukaryota; Viridiplantae; Streptophyta; Magnoliopsida; Caryophyllales; Amaranthaceae
Product: UDP-glycosyltransferase 89A2-like
Exons: 1
Coding region: 107-1543 (478 amino acids)
Molecular function (GO): UDP-glycosyltransferase activity
Source: RefSeq, a predicted model, not a curated record
GACAAUUUAAGUCAUUUGCAUUAUAAGUAAAAACCUUACAUUUAGUGGUUUUAGUCACCCCAUCUACCAUACAUUAGCUACUCAUUCACAACCACCACCAAAAGCCAUGUCAUCUCCCUCUUUCUCCGCCGUCACCACCACCACCCCCAACUCGAACACCACUCACGUACUAGCCUUUCCAUUCCCAGCACAAGGCCACAUGCUUCCUUUCCUAGACUUCAUUCACCAACUAGCACUCAAAGGGCUAAAUAUCACCAUUAUAGUCACCCCUAAAAACCUACCUAUCAUAAACCAACUCCACUCAACUCACCCAAACUCUAUUCAUACAUUAGUCUUACCCUUCCCUCUUCACCCCAAACUCCCUUUAGGUAUCGAAAAUGUUAAAGAUAUAGGAAAUUUCGGAAUACCUCCCAUCAUUGCAUCCCUUAGCAAACUAGAAGGAGAAGUUAUACAAUGGUUUCAAUCCCACCCUUCUCCUCCUCGAGCAAUUAUCUACGACUUUUUCUUUGGAUACACCCAACUUUGGGCUAAAACGCUCAACAUACCAACAAUUACAUUUUGCACCUCAGGGGCAUUUUCAACUUGUUUUUUUCAACGUCUAAUGACAAACAUGAACGAGUUUCGUAAUUUAGACGCUGUACAAAUGCAAGAUAUUCCUAGAUGCCCUUCCUUUCAUAAGGAUCAAUACCCUUCUUUAUUUGAAAAAUAUAAGGAGGAUGAUUCUGAUUGGCAAAUCAUUAAAGAAUGUAUUCUUACAAAUCCUAAGAGUUGGUGUUAUGUUGUCAAUUCUUUCUAUGACUUAGAAGGGGAAUAUAUAGAUCAAUUAAAAAUCGAUUUGGGUCAUGAUAGAGUAUUUAGUGUAGGUCCAUUAACCUCAUCACUAGGUGUUAACAAGAGGGUUAACCCGGAUUCGGAUGUUGGUUAUGGUGUACUCAAGUGGCUUGAUAAAUGCCCGGAUGAGAGUGUUUUGUAUGUUUGUUUCGGGAGUCAGAAACUACUAACACAACCGCAAAUCGAGGCUCUUGCACUAGGGCUAGAACGAAGCAAGACACGGUUUGUGUGGGUGGUCAAGGUAGAGGGUAGCCAAUGGGUCCCACAAGGGUUCGAGGAGCGAGUCUCUGACCAGGGUUUAGUGAUAAAGGGGUGGGCCCCACAAGUUGAGAUUUUAAACCAUGAAGCAAUAGGCGGGUUUGUGAGUCAUUGUGGAUGGAACUCGAUACUAGAGAGUGUACUAGCCGGGGUGAUGGUUUUAGCUUGGCCAAUGGAAGCUGAUCAGUUCCAAAAUGCCAAGUUGGUUGUAGAGUAUGCAGGGUUGGCGUUUCGUCUAUGUGAAGGUGAACACACGGUACCCGACUCGAAUGAAUUGGCUCGGAUCAUCGAUAAGUCGAUGUCGAUCAGUGAGAAUGUACCACAGAAGGAGAAUGUUAAGGUGAUGAGGCAAAAGGCUUUAGAAGCAAGGAAUGUUGGUGGGAGUUCAUUAACUGAUCUUAAUGAGUUGGUGAAAGAGUUGAGCCAAAAUGUUGCAUCAAAUUCAAAUACUUGAAACUCAAUGAAUAUCAUUCACUUCUAUUUUUAAGAAUUUGUGUUCUGUCUUGUGUGUAAGAAGUUCCAUUAUACCUACAUCCCUAACCAAAAGCAAAAAACAAAAAAUUGCAUGUAUUUGCCAAUCAUUGAUCAAUAAUCUCUUCACGUAUUUGGUAAAGAGAAAAUUA